This is a messenger RNA of Linnemannia hyalina, 5409 nucleotides long. The record is from the annotation of a GenBank genome assembly. NCBI's taxonomy places the organism in Eukaryota, Fungi, Mortierellomycota, Mortierellomycetes, Mortierellales, Mortierellaceae.
AUGGAUCAGCACCAGUACAGGCUGCAUCAACAGCACCUGCAACAACAGCAGCAACAACAGCAGCAACAACGGCAGCAGCACCUCCAGCAGCAGCAGCAGCAGCAGCAGCAGCAGACACAACAACAACACCUACAUCACCAACAACAGCUCCAACAGCAGCCACAUGUACAACAACAACACCCCCCACAACAACAACAGCAGCAACAACAGCAGCAGCAGCAACACCUACACCAACAAUAUCAAAGACACCAUAUCCUCCACUCAGACCAGCAUGGAAUGCCACUCUCCAGUCCACAAGAUCACCCCCAACUCUCCCUCAGCGGUCUCCCUCCUUUCCAUCAUCGCACCCCUGCCACGGGUAUGGUCAACAUGAACAACAACCCCGCCACCAUGGUCAUGCAGUCCGCCAUUCACUCACCCGGAGCACCCCUGUCGCCUCGGACACCUGGCCUUCCCGGCUCCCCGAUAGGAUCACAGCAGGCCCAAGGGAUAGGAUUUGGACCGCCUGGAGGAGGAGGAGGGAUGCCUUCGCCCGUAGGACCUCCGCCUUAUAAAACCUCGACAGCUGCAUUGUUGCAACAACAACGACAGCAACAAUUGCUCCAACAACAAGCACAACAACAAGCACAGCAAGCCCAACAGGCUCACCAACAGCAAUUGUUGCAGCAACAAUUACAGCAGCAGCAGCUCCAACAACAACAAUUGCAGCAGCAGCAAGCCCAGCAGCACCAACUGCAGUUGCAAGCCCAGCAGCAACAACAACAGCAGUUACAACAACAGCAGCAGCAACAGUUACAGCAGCAGCAUAUACAACAACAGCAACAACAACAACAACACUUACAAUCCCCUCGGCCAUUGGUGCCCCCCAACACAACACAGUCGCCACAACAAGCUGCUCUGCACAGGUCAUCGAUCCCGAGCCCGAGCUCGGCCCCCCAAACCCAUACCAGUCAUCCGAUUCCUCUCAGUAAUAUUAUCACCACAGGACCACCUCCAUCGUCCAUUCCCGCCGUGCAAUCAUCGCCUGUUUCACCGACUGAUCCGAAGCCCACAUCUCUCCAACUCUUACGACAGCGCCAGCAAGAGCUCGAGUUGCAGCGGAAAAAGGAUCUUGAGCUUCGGAAGCAACGGGAAUUGGAAGAACAGAAGCAGCGGGAGCUGGAAGAACAGCGCCAACGCGAGUUGGAGGAGCAAAAGAAACGCGAGUUGGAGGAACAGAGAUUGCGAGACAUCGAGGAGCAGAAGCUGCGUGAGAUCGAGGAGCAACGGUUACGCGAGCUGGAAGAACAAAAACAACGCGAGCUGGAAGAGCAACGGCAGCGAGAGAUCGAGGAUCAAAGACUACGCGAGGCUGAGGAACAGAGAUUGCGAGAGAUCGAGGAGCAGAGGCUGCAUGAGAUCGAGGAGCAGCGCAAGAGAGAGUCCGAGGAGCAGCGUCAGAGAGAGUUUGAGGAACAGCGCCAGAGAGAGUUCGAGGAGCAGCGUCAGAGGGAAUUCGAGGAGCAGCGCAAGAGAGAGUUUGAGGAGCAACGCCUGAGAGAGUUCGAUGACCCACGGCAGAGAGAUUUUGAAGAUCAACGGCAGCACGAUCUCGAACAGCAACGGCAACGCGAACUCGAGCAGCUGAGGCAACGGGAUCUUGAGCUACAAAGACAGCGAGAACUAGAGAAGCAACGAUUGGCAGAGUUACAUCGACAGCAGCAACUCGAACUCGAACAACGACACCAAAUGGAAGAGCAAAGGCAACGUGAGGAGGAUGAACGGCGCCAGCGUGAGUUUGAGCAGAAACGACGCCAGCAGUCGGAGCAACAUCAGACGGAUCACCAGCAUCAGCCAUUACAUCGCCUCAACCCACCACAUACCAUGGACACCGCACAAUCGGAUCAAGCGUACUCCACAGAUCCCUACCAUCAGCACUAUCAGCCCCCGAUGCAGUCUAGCCAUCAGUCAUCAAACUUGUAUGGAUCGAAUGACCCCAAUACGGAGACAAGGACGCCACACAGUCAACAGCAGGACGAGAGAGACAUGCCUCCCCAGGAAUACCAGCCUCAACCAUCCUCGACUGUUCAUUACAUGGAGACUGACACUGAUAAUGGGGCUCCGAGCAUCACUGCCAUCAAGGUGGAGGAACAGUCAGCCAUGGUACAGAGCACGGCACAACCGAAGAUCCUCCCUCAUCCACACCCAUCACCGCAGCAGCAAUUUCAGCAUCAUCAGCCAGAACCUCCACAACUGCAGCCAAUGGCGGCGCCAAUGCUGACGCCACAACUGCCGCUGGAUGAUAAACCAGUCCAUGAUGCGCCCAUCGGACCAAGCCAGAUCUUCAAAGCGACAUACUCUGGCGUUCCAGUUUAUGAGAUGAUUUGCAAAGGCGUGGCAGUCAUGAGGCGACGAUCGGACUCGUAUUUGAAUGCAACACAGAUCCUCAAGGUGGCGGACUUUGACAAACCUCAGCGUACACGCAUCCUGGAGCGGGAGGUUCAGAAGGGCGAGCACGAGAAGGUCCAAGGAGGAUACGGAAAAUACCAAGGCACAUGGGUCCCGUAUGAACGAGGACUUCAGCUUUGUCAGGAAUACAACGUCGUCUAUCUUCUUCAACCGAUAUUGGAGUAUCAGGCCACAAAGACGAGUCCACCCUUGGCGCCAAAACAUAUCACUGCCGCUUCGAAUCGGCCACGGAAACCACGAGAGCCUCGCCCUGUAGGAUCGACGCCAGUGGGGACACCCAAGAUGAAGAAAUCAAAGAUAGACAUUGCAACUCAAAUCCUGCCCAAGCCAAUGGACCUAAUCAUAGGACUUCCAGAAGAAACCUCUACUCCGUUUGAAGAAGGCGAUACCGGAACAGCACUAUCAGGAACAGAAGGCGACGAGGAUGCGGCUGAGGACAUGACCGGAACGUCUGAUGAUGGUGGCGAAGAUAGUGACGUGAGUAUGGACGACACGAUGAGUCUGUUGUCAGAUCGUAGCUUGAGCCAAAGCAUGACUCCCUCACCAACCCGAUCGCACGACGACCUUUCUACCGACGAUGCUUCAGACAAGGAGAGCCACUCAUCCUAUUCGUCAGAAUCACCUUCAACAUCCCCCUCAGCCAAGGCCCGUCACAUGUCGCCCAACUCACGCAAGAAGCAUCGACGAUCUGGUGAUGAACUCUUUCACGGAAGCGAGGACCAACUCCCAACCACACCUCAGAGGAAACGGAGAACUCGACGAGACGGAACUAUGGACGGCGAUCUGGAAGGCAGCUCUCAAGCAGAGGACGAGGGCAACAAUGACGACCGGGAGGGCUCCUUUCUGCGGGAUAACUCUCCUAGCGUCAACGGCAAGGAGGCUCGGAGAUCGAACUCGCGCACACGGGCUUCGGAUCAGGAUCAGGAUCAGGAUGACCGCAAGUCGACCACGUCCUCAAUUGUGACAGCCACAGCUACCUUAACCGCCUCUGGUGAUAUCCUCGCCCGCGGUCCUCAUGCCGAGAUGCUGUUGGAGUACUUCAUCUCGGAUUCUCCAGGUCUUCCUACUCUUCUCACCCAACCACCAUCGGAUUUGGACGUGAAUGUUGUGAUCGAUGAGGAGGGACACACAGCACUCCACUGGGCGGCAGCGAUGGCGAAACCGGAUGUGAUCAGGCUACUGAUCCAGCUUGGCGCCGACACCUAUCGGGUCAACACGGACGGACAGACGGCGCUCAUGCGGAGUGUGCUCUUUAGCAACAAUUUUGAGCAAAAAGAGUUUGUUACUCUGCUUGAGCUUUUGCAAAAGUCCAUCUUUACGAUCGACAAGGACGACCAGACUGUAUUCCACCAUGUGGCGAUCACGGCUGGCCAGCGAGGCAAGAUUCACGCAGCACGGUACUACCUCGAAUGUCUACUCGCCAAGUUGGCCAAUCACCCAUCCGAGUUGGCGUCGAUUAUCAAUGUGCAGGACCGGGAGGGCGAUACUGCGCUGACGAUUGCGGCGAGACUCAAAGUUGGUGGCAAGAAGGUGGUCAAGAUGCUGCUGGAUGCAGGUGCGGAUGCCAAGAUUCGGAACCAUCUGGGCAAGAACGCCGAGGAUUAUAUUGAGGAGACCGAGCAGGCGAUUACUUCAGCUGUUGCAUCCACGGCAUCAGCGGCAGCGGCAGCGGCAGCAGCAUCAGUCAACACGAACGGAAGUACCAAUGGACAUGAUGCAACUGCUGCAACGGCACUUGGAGCUUCUCCUGCUGGACCAGGAGCUACAACAAAGGCGGCGGUGAGUCCGAACGGUGCUGCUCCUCCAGCAAAUGGAGUACAAGCCACGGUGCCAAGCCUACCAGAAGAGUCAAAGACGCAAAGUCGGUACCCGACUCAAGUUCAGGAUUUCCGUGCAGAAAAGUCCUCCAUCGGCCACCCAACAGCUGGAAUGGCUGGUGCCGGCCGCAAGGCCACACCAGGUGCUCAUCUCCAGCAGCAACAACAGCAACAUUCGUCAUCGGCCUCCAGCAGUCUCUAUAAGCAACUUCAGGAAGCCAACUCCAAAUCUGGACCUCCCGCCAACACCGCCACCACCACGACCGCCAUGCCACCGCCUACUUCAUUGCCAAAUGGACAGUCUUUGACGGCGUCGACUCGGAACGUGGUGAUCCCGACAGUGAGCGACUUGUUUGGGCAGCUGACGCACUCGUACGAGAAGGAUAUCUUUGAGAAGGACCAGGAUAUUGUCGAGGCGCGCAACCUGCUCCAGGGUAUGCAGUCCGAGAUUUGGGAAGGUCGUCGGACGAUUCUGGAGUUGAAGUCUACGGCGUCGAUGUUGAAGAAGGCCGAGGAGGAGAUUCGAGAACUGGAGAAGAAGAUCAAGCAGGAGGUUCAUAUCCGACAGCGACUGCGGCUGGAGGAAUUGAUUCACGAGCAGGAGGAGGAGGAGGAGGAAGGGCUCAAGCACAAGCAACCGGUGAAUGGUGUUCUUGAGGUGAAGGGACAUGAUGACAUGGAUGUAGAGAAGGAGGCGGAGAAGAAGGGAGUCGUAACCGAGGCACAGCCGCAAGGAAACGAAUCGACAACACAAGCGGUUUUUGAUGGACUGAAUGGAGAGGCGAAGGAAUUCAUGCCCUCUACGACCAAAGGAUCGGAGACUACGGACGCGCCUGUUCCGAACGCCACUACUGAGAUGGAGGCAACUACCACCAAGGCGACAUUACCAGCAGCGCCUUUGAGUGACCAUCCAGAAAGGGUACAACAACCAUUGAAGAAUGAGGCGGAGACAUUGCGGACGAAAUUGGAGGAACUGCAGAAGAAGCGCAAGGAAAGGGUGGACGAAAUGGUGGCGCUGAAGAGUCAGCAGGGAACGCGACGACACGAGUACCAGCGAUUGAUUGCACUUUGCUGUAAUGUUUCUAUGGACCAGGUCGAUGGGCUUUUGCAGCCCCUUUUGACGUCUCUUGGCGAGGAUGUUUGA